This is a messenger RNA of Neurospora crassa OR74A, 954 nucleotides long. RefSeq lists its product as hypothetical. The transcript has 2 exons. Bases 1 to 954 code for a protein of 317 amino acids. NCBI's taxonomy places the organism in Eukaryota, Fungi, Ascomycota, Sordariomycetes, Sordariales, Sordariaceae. The record is from RefSeq and is a predicted model, not a curated record.
AUGAGUUCAUCUAGAGCGACAUUCUACGCGCACCAGACGCUCAAUCUCCACGCCCGAUAUGGACUAUCGGACAACGCGAAAAAACUUCUCCGAGCUCACGACAACUGGAAGAUGGGAGGCCUUGAGCGAGAUCAACUGGGUCGUCUGGUCCGAAUGUCUCCCGACAUGCGCAAGUCAAUCACAGAUACCAUCACCAAAUGCGCCGAGAUAAUGCGCAAGAAACCUGCCGAGGUCAAGAAUUGUAUCGAUAUCAUCCAGGCCUGUACUGAGAUUCUGGAUGCUGCUGACAAACCACCCGAUUUGGAAGGCUUCCCAUUCCUCAAACUACCCGCCGAACUACGUCAGAACAUAUAUCGCUGGUACGCCACCAAAAUCGUAGCCACGACGUUAGUUGCCUAUUCGAACGAAGUGGGUUGCGACUGCGGCAAAUGGACACCUCCAAAUCCUUCAACUCUCCCUGCUAUACAUCGCGUAGACAUGGCGUUGGCUAGGACCUGCAGUCAAAUCAAGUCCGAAUACCUUGAAUUCAUCUAUCACAAAUACACCUUAUAUUUCGCCUGCAGCUGUGAAUUGAAUAAGCGCUUGAAAGGCAACUCAACCUUGCGUGCCAGUCUUCGUUCAAUCAAGGUCCAUUGGACAGGCCCGGUGUCGGACAAAGCCUUCAGCCGUCUCGCCAAGUGCAAGGAGUUAAGACAUCUUGACAUAGCCAUCUCCAAGUCAACUACCAACUUUGAGACGCCUAGGGAGAAGGAGAUGCGGCGUUAUUUUCAUUCGAUGAAGCCAGCUCGACUUGCGGACGCUCUGGGAAUCGAGGAACUGCUCAGUAUUCGAGGCCUUACGUCGGUUUGUGUCUCCCACGUGAACGGCAGACAGAGCACAAAGCGCACGGAUGAAGAGCGGGCAAAUCUCCAGGGGCUACUAAUUUUCAAACUCCGCGUCCCCGAGCUCGACUAG